Schistosoma turkestanicum is the source of this 378-nucleotide messenger RNA. The record is from the annotation of a GenBank genome assembly. NCBI's taxonomy places the organism in Eukaryota, Metazoa, Platyhelminthes, Trematoda, Strigeidida, Schistosomatidae.
AUGACUAAAAUACGAGCAUCAAAGCUACGUACUAAACCAGAGUCAGAACUCCAAAAGCAACUUGGGGAGCUUAAGACAGAGCUCGGCAAUCUCCGUUUGUAUCGGGUAACACGAGGAGCAUCCUAUCAUGGAAAAUUAAAAAAAAUUCGAACCCUUAGGAAGUCCAUUGCUCGUGUAUACACAGUUAUUCACCAAGCGCAGAAACUACGUCAACGUGAGGCAUAUCGUUCGAAGAAAUAUGUUCCGAAAGACCUGAGGCCGAAGAAAACUAGAGCCGUACGCAGAAGGCUCACUAAAAAAGAGCAGUCGAUUCAUUCUGCACGGUCUAUGCGUAAGGCGCGUGCAUUCCCUCCUCGUGUGUUUGCUGUUAAAUGCUAA